Messenger RNA from Amyelois transitella, 7040 nucleotides. RefSeq names its product transcription factor E2F6 (gene E2f1). Bases 316 to 1737 code for a protein of 473 amino acids. The record is from RefSeq and is a predicted model, not a curated record. Gene Ontology annotation, molecular function: RNA polymerase II cis-regulatory region sequence-specific DNA binding; DNA-binding transcription factor activity, RNA polymerase II-specific; protein dimerization activity. The transcript is spliced from 10 exons. Lineage: Eukaryota; Metazoa; Arthropoda; Insecta; Lepidoptera; Pyralidae. Gene Ontology annotation, cellular component: RNA polymerase II transcription regulator complex. Gene Ontology annotation, biological process: regulation of transcription by RNA polymerase II.
AUGUUCUGAAAAGCUUCCUGUCGCCGUUCCAAUACUCCGCAUUUUAUCUAAUAAUUAAAUAUAAAAUGUACAUUAGGACCCUUUUAUUGUUUUUUGUAAAAAGUGAAAUAAUCAGUGAAUAAAAUAAAAUAUGUGUUGAAUAGACUGUGCAGGCAACUUAAAAUUAUCGAGCGUCUCGAUGUCCACGAGUUCACUCGGGACCAACAAAGCGGCGGACAUUUUAUUUUGAGUACUCGAUAAUGUAGCGUUUGCGUCGAAAACAUUAAUGUCGUUUUAUGGUUACAUAUUUUCAUAUCGUUCGCUUGCACCUUUCCGAUGCCGAGGGGGGUGAAGCGAGGGCCGGUGGAGGGCGAGGCCGAGGUGGUAGUUCGCGCCGGGGCGUCACCAUCGAAAACCACGCUUCUGGACGACAGCCCGAGUCAGCCCAUCAGCUACCAUCUGCUGGAUCACGGUUAUGGCGCCACGCCGCAGCACCAAAUCAGGCGCGAGGCGCCCUCGGCACCGCCUAAAACAUCUGAAGCGGUAAAAAGAAGACUGAACUUGAGUGAGAGCAGUUCAGGGAGUCAGGGGCAUGUGGUGCCGAUGAAGGCGGACUUCAAGACGCCUAAGCAGAAACGCGUGAAGGUCCUCACGCCCUGCAGCCGACCGUCCAGUUCUAUGAAAAAAUACACCGAACGUUCCAGGUUUGACACAUCAUUAGGUUUACUCACAAAAAAGUUCGUCGCACUGCUGAAGUCGUCGCCCAAUGGAGUCCUCGACUUGAACAUAGCGGCGGAGCAUCUUUCGGUCCAAAAACGACGUAUAUACGACAUCACUAAUGUAUUAGAGGGUAUAGGAAUAUUAGAGAAGAGGUCCAAAAAUAAUAUACAAUGGAAAUAUGGGGUGGGCAGCGGCGGCGACAGCGGCUGCGGCGUGGUGGCGGACGAGUGGCGCGCGCGGCGGCUGCGGCGCGAGUGCCGCGCGCUGGCGGCCCGCGAGGCGCGCGUGGGCCGCGCCGUGGCGGCCGCCGAGCGCGCGCUGGGCUCGCUGUCGGCCGAGCACGACGGGCUCGCCUACAUUACGUAUGCGGACCUCCGCUCUAUCAAAGACUUUAGGAAUCAAACCGUUAUACCUAUCAAAGCGCCGCCGGACACGAUACUCAGGGUACCUCAUCCCGAUGAAAAGGGUUAUAUGUUCUAUGUUAAGUCUAAAUCUGGUGAAAUAGAAGUCUUCCUAUGUCCUAAGGAACGACCUCCUUCGCCAUCACCUCCUACGGAACUCCUUCCGGAUCCCAUAUCGGAAGACAACAAGGCGCUGCUGGCGCCGCUCAUAGCUCAAAUGCAGCACAUGCCUUCAAGUUCUAUUACUGCAGACUAUACGACUCCUAUAAAACGAGAACCCGUUGAAUGCCCGCCAAGUAGUAGCUCGUCGGCCACGUGGAGCGCCUCAGCGGCGGAACACACCCCCCAACAGGAGUUACAUACGCCGCAACACGACCUCAGUACGCCCGAUGCGUUCACGGCGCGGUGUCGCCUGCGCAACGCGCUGAUCGCGGAGAGCGACGACUUCGCGCCCACCAUGGGCGGCGGCCGCUUCCAGCUGCAGACCGAGGACCAGGAGCAAGAACCUAUGGAGUUGCCGUUCCUAGCACUGGAGCCCCCCAUGUCGGCGACGGACUACGGCUUCUGCCUCGACCACGACGAGGGCCUCUCGGAGCUGUUCGAUUUCGAGUUCUACUCUCACGACCAGAAGGCCUAAGUCGCAAGCGCACUCGCCUCGAAUGCGCAUUUGACGGUACCUGUAGGGCGAGGGACGGAUACGUGUAUUUUAUUUAUGAUCACUGCUGUCCGGGACUGUACGCUUUUUUAAACGUUACAGCACAUGCUGAUAAAUUACUUUUGUUAUUGAUUUUUUUAGAAGUGACCCGAGAAAAUUUGGUCCAAAUUAAAAAAAAAGUACAAUCGUUUGGAAAUUACUUUCGUUUAGCGGUCGUGAUGUCAAACCCGUUAAAUGUAACAAUAAUGUUACAAUAACAGAAGGCAAUUUAUAUGUGUAAGAUUGUGAAGGUGUAGCUGUGGCAUUGUUUCGUUCUCAACGUUCUGUCAGAUCACUGUUUUUUAUAUUGAUGUGCCGAGGUAGUCACGCGGUGUAGAAUGCAUGCAGAAAGACAGGGUGGGUCACAGCACUAUGGACAAAUACGAUGGAUGAAAACUCGGCACCGUCUGAAUACGCUUAUUUGUAUUAUACAUAUUGUCUAUAAUUAUAAUAAAAUAAUCUGCCACAAUGUUGAGAAUGAUUUCUGAUCUACAGAUGGCUUGACAAUAUACAUUGUUACUCACAGCAUAAUGGAUUUUGAUAAUUAAUGUGUUAGUUAUAAAAAUUGAUUAUGUUGCGGACUUAUGUUAAUCAAAACCUCGGUUGGUUUUAUCCUAUUCGAUCUUCCUCUAUUCACUACUUUCCUUCUGUUGUAAGUUGAAUUAUUUUCGUAAUUUACUAGAGGUAUGUUGUUAAAUCUGUAGUUAUGUUCAUUUGGAAUUAACGGUGAGUUAGAGUAGAUUUCAAUUGCUGUAACUUAACAUUGUUCUAACUCCAGCAUUGUGUGUGCAUCAAGUUAAAUCGAAAAUAUAAAAAAAUAUUGAGCAAUUUUAAGGUGCAAUGAAUUAUUAGAUUUGUGUUACGGUUGUCUACAAAAGUAGUAGCCCGAUUAUUUAUAUUUGAAUUUUAUUUUAUUGAACAACUUCCAAGUAGAAAUGGAAAAAACGCCUUGCAUUUCAUGUAAUGCCGUGCAUUUUGCCCAUUUCUAGUUGAGGAUCAUUAGUGCAGUUUUUUUUGAGACAUACGCACAUGUAGCAUUAUGUUAUGCGUGAGAAUGGUUAAAAUUUACACCCUUUGAAAUAGGAAUAGUCAUUAAAGAUUGGUUGUGGCUAUUCUGCGUACGCUACAGUUUGGUGAGUGUGCUGUCAUUGAGAUGCACGCACAUUUCAUUUCUUUCCACCUCAAUCUAUUGGACUAUGUACAAUUGUACACUCGCUGUUUAUGCAUACGGAUAAACAGGAUUUUUAUUAAACGUCAGUUAUUUUAUUUCAAUAUUAUAUGAUUAAAAAUAUUUUACAACUUUUUGUCAAGUCACUCUUCAUUGAGUUAAUGUUGCGUACUGAAAUAAGAACUUACCUCAUAUAAAACUAAAUCCAAGCGCCGUCCGAGCGACAGUAUUCCGACCGAGAAAGUAUUAGGGUGCUAUUCCAUUGAGUUGAGUGCUUUGCGCAUAAAAAUAUAAAAAAAAAUUAAACAACGUUCGUGCGCAUUGAGAUGCGUUUUAGCUUAUUAUCAGUGGAAGCAGUCAGGCAGCGAUAACUUGACAAGGUUAGCUGAUUUCGUAGCAUAACUUGACAUGUAAUCGCAAUUGGUGGAAAAGCAUACCUACAUAAUAAACUUAAGUUUUCAGCUUUAAGUUCAAAAAUAAUUAUUAUGUGACAGAGAUAUAAUGUCUCUGUUGCGCGAAUUAAAUCGAAUUAAAGUCUUGUUCAAAUGACAUAAUCACGCAUUAACAUGAGUCUUCUAGUGGCGUCUAUGGAGGCAAAAAGGUAAUUUUAUUUAAUGAUACAAGACGUGUUUCGAAAAGAUUAACUUUCAGCGCUCUUUUUUGCGCACAGUUUUAAAAUAUAUUCAGCGUCGGAGAUUAGCGAUGCUGGCAUCCUUUGGACGACGGAGGGAUGACGGCUUGUUUGUUGUUAGGGAGUGUAAUAAAUACAAUCUUUAUCUACUUAACAAUUUGGUUUUAAAUCUGCGAGUUUAUUUGCAUAAAUUUUAUUAGUUGCUUAAACCCUACUUCAAACCAGCCAUCGUGCCGGAGCGUGCGCCGUUGUAUAUACUCGCUCAAAGCCCGGCGCGACGCGUGUAAAUAUUACGAUGUAAUGAACGGUGAUAUCUUAGCGGCCUUCGAUUUUACUUGUAAAGCUAGCUCUAGUUCCAUUAUCACACUCGUGCCGGCGACGGCAUCGUCUGCAUGUUUGCAUUGCCCCGUUCCGUUUCGACAAUCGAGUUUGCCAAAUAUUUAGUUCAUAUCUGAAUAACAAGUUUGUUUAUAGUUUAUUUAGUUGUCUUUGUAAAUAGCCGCGGGUCGGGCGAGCGGUGGACGCUUGUAUAUUUAUAUCGGUGAUUUAUAUAAUUAAGUACAAAAGGCAGACACGUUACGAUGCCUCUUAAGGGCCUUUUAGUAUCGUUUUAUAUUUGUAAUUGAAGUUUUGACAUGCUAGUAAUUGCGGCUUAGGGUAAAAAUAUAAAUAAUUCGUCGGUAAGAGGCAUUGUGAUGCCAUAGUUUAAAACGCAUUACCUCACGUCCACGAUCGGCCGCGUCCGCCUUCGGCCCGGCCCGCCCAUACUGUACAGCACAAAUUCAUUGUAAAAACUUACUAAUAAGUGCAUAUCAAAUAAUUUUAAUGUUAGACUUAAUUUGGAGGCGUGUGGGAGCGUUGAAUGCCUUGUCGGCAUGUUGCGCGCGAACCAGGUUGCAAUAGAAUGUAUUUGUGCGGCGGUGCGGGUUUCUGCUGCGGUAUUUAUUACGAAUGUUUUCUUUGCAUAUUAAAAACUUAAUUCGAUAAUUAUUUAGAAUAAUUGUGAAAUGGCAGAGUUGAUGCACGAACUAACUAGCUCUCGUAGCCCAUCGCUAUUUAGAUUGCGACUAUUCCGCGGAACGUCUCGAUAGUAUUAAAAUUAUAAUUUCAUUUUAUUUAUAAAUCAAUGGUGUUAUUUUAUAUAGUUUGUUCUGUGAGAUCAAUCUUUUUCACUUAUUUAAUUCGUUAAAAGCACCUAGCUUACUUAGUUCUUGGUUUCAAUGAAAUGAAGGUUAUGACUAAUGAAUUUAUAGGCGCGUUUUGUUUCAAUAUCUUUAACGAUUAAGUUAUUUUUUGGCGAAUAGUUAUAGACAUUACCACCUCGUUGUCAUAAAAUUGCAUUGAAUAAUUGACCUUACUUAAUGUCUUUGUUGUGCUAAGUUUAUUAUAAAUUGGAUAUAAGAUGACCAAAUUUGAUUAUUAUAUUUUUAAUGCAAAUUUUAAGCAACAACCUAGCCGUAGGCGGUCUACUCAACAGGCGACUGAUUUGUUUUUAUAAAAUUAAAAGUUUGUAAAUUGAAUUUUUGUUACACAAAUUCUGGGGCCAAACAUGCGAGUAAGGAAGUACAAAUUUAAAAUGUUUUCUCAUAUUUUAGUUUAAGAUUUUUACUCAACUCUUCACGUUGAUUUUGGUCGACGCAAUAAUUGGAAUAUGUAUUUUGCUUCCUAAUAAAAAUUAAAUGAUUGCACUAAACUGUGACAGGUACAUUUGGCGUUUUUAAAUGAAGGUUUUGUAUUUUUGAUCAAUCUGUUACAGUAUUUAAAUUUGUAACAAUUUGUAAUUGUUAUUUUAUUAUGCUAAAGUUUUGAUUUUAAUUUUUAAGUCGUAAAUUGGCCUUCCUGCCUUGGAUUAAGUCAAAAUCAAUUAAAUAUUUUCCUAACACCUAUAUAAAAUUUAAAUAAAAUCUGCACAGAAGACGAAGUCGACGAAGAAUAACACUUAUUCUGUGUAAGAGAUCAUUAUACAACAAAAUGACUUUAACUUGCGAAGAUUUUUAUUUUGUUAGAGAUUUCAACAAGAAUUAAAAUUAAACCUUUUGAUAUUGUAAGUGCAGUAGUUUUAUGGAAACUUAACUCUUUGUUCUAAACCUUUCAAAAGAGGUAGAGAUAUCAAAUAUUUUUUAAAAUUAUAAACUUAGUUCUGCAGUUCAGUUCUAGCUGACUAGCUAUUAUCCUACCAUCUUAAAAAGGUUUGGCAAUAGUUAAGGACAAUGCAACGAAAUUCGUUUGUUUAAUGUCGCUUCGACGACGCACAGGGAUCUAUCUUGUAGCUUCAGGUCAUAAAAUAUCACUUGGUCUAUUUGCAAAUUUAUAUUAAAAGAGUAUCAAAAUACAGAAUUUUAAUAUCUAGUUUUUUUUGUACUUUGACAUUUUGCACUCGAAGUGCAACAAAUUUAACUUUCAUUAUUCCGUAAUACGUCUGUGACGUACAAAUAGAACAGAAUGCAGCAGGUUCAUAUUAGGUGCUGAAUAUUUUUCGUGUAAUGAUUUGUUAUCUUGCUUUUCCUUUCCCGAGUCAUAAAGUCUAGCACGUGCUGCAUUUUGGUAAUAGUAUUCUAAUUUUGGUGUCUCGUUCUAUGCAAGAAUUACCUCAAUAAGUUAAUGUAAUGAAAUUACAAUAUAAUAAUUUCUAGAUCUGUCACAUGUUACAUUAAACUUGUUGAGCUACCAGUGUUUCUCUUUUUAUUAUGUGCAGUUACUAUUUAUGAAGCAAAGGUCAGACUUUAUGAUUAUUUUCUUCUUAAGUAAAGAAAGUACUUAUUUUUUUUUGUAAAGCACGCGUUCGCUCCCGAGCCGAAACUAUGUCAAUAAAUGGGUUGUCAUACAAUGUAUGUGUCACGACCACACAGGAAAGUAGUGCUAAAUGAAAUCAGACUUUUGGACGGCAUAUUUUUGUGUAACUUCAACUAGAUGAGAAUGUAAAAGGUGCAAUGUUGAUGUGUAUUUAUGAAGUGCAUGGGUGGCGCCGCCGGCAGUGGUGGCCGUCGACACGAAACACACCGGAGCAAUGCGGCGCCGCAUUGCCGACGUCGCUAGAGGCGAUGCGGCGCCGAACUUUAUCAAAAUAUCAAAGAGAUAUUCGGUUGCAUCGCCGAGUAGAAAUUGAAAACAUUUCAAUUUCGUAUAGAGUAUUUUUCUUAAAAAAUACAUCACCUCAAUGACGCUUAUAAAGUGUAAUAUUAUUAAAUAACUAUUUCACAGCAUAGCUGAUGUAUAUUUAUACUGAAUGUUGAUCAUUUUAAAUUAUUGAAUCUGGUUGUACCGAAACAAAAUAUCGUGUCGGUAACGCAGCGUUGUGUUGCUCUGUUGUGUUUUACUAAGGCCUGUUCGGUUAGUAUUCAUUGCGUUGGAAGACUGAGAUUGAUUAUUCCAGUUUCGAUGAACGAGGGAGUUAUUUGUUGAUUGAAUUUAAAUAUAAAGUCAUAUAUAUAGUUAGGUUAUAUUUUU